AUGACCGACGUUCGCACCUUCCACCCACCGACGGCACUCCUAGAUGCCCUAUGCUCCUGCAUCGAAACAGACAUCCACCCCCUCUCAGCAACCGCCGUAUCCAACGGCUCCAAACUCUUUGGCGCAGCCAUCCUACUCAAAUCCGAUCUGAGCGUGGUGUACGCCGAUACCAACCAAGAACGCGGCUCCCCAUUAUGGCACGGCGAAACCUGGACACUCAAACAAUUCUUCGAAAUCCCCGCGAGCCAGAGGCCCGAUGUGAAGGAGUGCCUGUUUCUAACCACGCAUGAGCCGUGUUCGCUAUGUCUGUCGGCGAUUCUGUGGAGCGGGUUUGAUAAUUUCGUGUAUUUGUAUACCUAUGAGGAGACGCAUUUUGUGUUUGAGUGUCAUGGGGAUUUGGAUAUUUUUAAUGAUGUUUUCAAUAUACGUGAGGGAGAGGUUGCGCGACAGGCGAGUCUAGAUGGUGUGCAGAGCCAGGUGCGUCCGCAGUAUAAGUUGCGUAGUGACAGGCUGGUUGCGCUGAGUUUUGCGGAGUUGUUGGCUUCUAUUUCCGACGGUACGGUGCAGGCAGAGUAUGUGGCCAAGGUGGAAGGGGUCAAGAAGAGCUAUGGCCGUCUGUCGGAGGCCUAUCGGAGGAAUAUGGGCGUAGAAUAG
Messenger RNA from Talaromyces rugulosus, 654 nucleotides. RefSeq lists its product as uncharacterized. The record is from RefSeq and is a predicted model, not a curated record. Gene Ontology annotation, molecular function: catalytic activity. Bases 1 to 654 code for a protein of 217 amino acids. The transcript has a single exon. NCBI's taxonomy places the organism in Eukaryota, Fungi, Ascomycota, Eurotiomycetes, Eurotiales, Trichocomaceae.